Messenger RNA from Arabidopsis arenosa, 1564 nucleotides. NCBI's taxonomy places the organism in Eukaryota, Viridiplantae, Streptophyta, Magnoliopsida, Brassicales, Brassicaceae. The record is from the annotation of a GenBank genome assembly.
ACCUUUCUAUUUGGAUAAACCACUAGAUUCAGGUAACCUGUUUGGUUUUGAAAGGGCAAAAGGGUUCAAUUUUUAAGGCUUUUGUCUUAUGUGAGUGAUUCAUCAUGUCGCUGAUGAGGAGGACCUUUGAUAUUUCAAGUAAACCAUAUACUAUAUAAUAGCUCAUGAAAUAUGUUUCAGAGGAGCUAGAAAACAUUAUUUAUAUUUUCUAAUGAUUUUGGUAUAACUACAACUGUGUACAAGCAUCGGUAAAAAAGGGACGUGACUCUAAGAAGCGAGGGGUUUAAAUAAUACUAGUUGUUUGCCAGAUAUAAUGGAAGUGGAUCAUGGGCGUGUUCUUGCUACGGCGAUUGUCCUGAAUGAUGAGGUUCCCACAACAGAAGUCCUUAUUACUACAAGUCAUGAUAAUGUAGCAAGAGGAAGGAGGAGGAGUGUCUAUGAGCUAGAGUGUAUACCUCUUUGGGGCACAGUGUCAAUCUGCGGUGAAAGGUCUGAAAUGGAGGAUGCUGUUAGAGCAUUACCUCAUUUUCUCAAAAUACCUAUCAGAAUGCUUAUGGGGGAUCAUGAAGGGAUUACUCCAACCGUCACAUGUCUUACUAGUCACUUCUUCGGUGUAUAUGAUGGCCACAGAGGCGCUCAGGUUGCUGACUAUUGCCAUGCUAGAAUCCAUUUUGCUUUGGUUGAACGGAUAAAAGAGGAAUUGUGCAAGAGGAACACUGGUGAGUAUAGUAGGCAUGUCCAGUGGGAGAAAAUCUUUGUCGAUUGUUACCUAAAGGUCGAUGAUGAGGUUAAAGGGAGAAUCAGCAGACCUGUUUCUGGUUCUGGUUCUUCUGAUAGGAUGGUUCUUCAGGCUGUUUCCCCUGAGACUGUCGGAUCAACUGCUUUGGUUGCUUUGGUUUGUUCAUCGCAUAUAAUAGUCUCAAACUGUGGUGACUCUAGAGCAGUUUUACUCCGAGGCAAAGACUCCAUGCCUUUAUCCGUUGAUCACAAACCUGAUAGAGAGGAUGAGUAUGCAAGAAUAGAUAAAGCUGGAGGAAAUGUUAUACAAUGGCAAGGCGCUCGUGUUUCUGGCGUUCUCGCAAUGUCUAGGUCCAUCGGUGAUGAAUAUCUGGAGCCAUAUGUAAUACCAGAUCCUGAAGUGACGUUUAUGCCACGAGCAAGAGAAGACGAGUGUCUUAUAUUGGCCAGUGAUGGACUUUGGGACGUAAUGAGUAACCAAGAAGCUUGCGAGUUAGCUAGGAAACGGAUCUUGAUGUGGCACAAGAAGAAUAGAUCUUUGCCUUUAGCUGAGAGAGGUGUAGGGGAAGACCAUGCAUGCCAAGCCGCAGCUGCUUAUCUCUUGAAACUCGCUCUUAGAAAGGGAAGCAAAGACAAUGUCUCGAUCAUAGUGGUCGACUUGAAAGCUCAGAGAAAGUUCAAGACAAGAUCUUAACAAGUGGAAAAAGACUUAGGAACGAUUGAAGAGAUAAAAAGCCUUUCCUCUGCAGCAAUGAACGACUCCGACUCCGGAAAAGAAAAUCAGUCAGAAAAAGCUUCACACUCUCAAUAGAUAGAUUUCUAUUGA